GUAAGCCACUAGCGUAUGAGGUGCCCAAGGUGCAUGAGUUCUCAAUCGUAAUCACGCCAAAUGUUCCUAGACAAUUGAAUAGCUAUGAUUGCGGUUUCUUGGUGUGUCAAUGGAUGUUGCAUGAUGAAGCUGAUGAUAAUUCUUAUAUGGGGGAUGUGGCUGGUAGUGAACUUGAUUAUAGAUCCAUCUAAUACCAUACGCAGCAAAAUUAUUCCGGAAGUUAUGGACGUCUACAAGCAACAUUUUGACCGAAAAAUAACCACAAAAUGCCGAAGACUUUUUUUCAGUAAUUUUGGGCGAAUUUUAUUCCUAUGAAUUCUUGCUUCUCUCGUCGGUUUGGG
Molecule: messenger RNA, 341 nt
Organism: Linum tenue
Lineage: Eukaryota; Viridiplantae; Streptophyta; Magnoliopsida; Malpighiales; Linaceae
Source: the annotation of a GenBank genome assembly